Molecule: messenger RNA, 1031 nt
Organism: Dicrocoelium dendriticum
Lineage: Eukaryota; Metazoa; Platyhelminthes; Trematoda; Plagiorchiida; Dicrocoeliidae
Source: the annotation of a GenBank genome assembly
CAUAGUGCAAUGUCUCGCGAUCUAAAGAAUCUUUUGCGUUUCGCCUUGGAAAAUUCAGAUGGGACUACGGAGUCGACUAUAGACCCUGAGAAAGCUCGGUGGUUGUCAGAAUUUUUGGCAACUGCUUCAGUGGACUUAUCAAAGCAAUUGAAAGAACAUAUCGAAACGCUCUCUGAACUCUGCUCUAUUCCAGACGCAAACGAAACAGAAAUUCUAUCUACCUUACAAGAUAUACUUUCCUUAACAGAAGAUUUGGAUCUGGCGAAUGAUUUCUUCAAAAUGGACGGUACUGAGUUGUUAUUGAAGCUACUAUUUACUGGCCCGUCACUUGUGAGACCACAUGCUUAUCAGUUGCUUUCUAAUUUGACUCAAAAUAACCCGGAAGCUCAGAAGUUAUGUCUCGAACAUAAUGUUCUUCAGCGGCUCAUUCUUUGUCUUCCUGAUACCUCUGACUUGGAUUGCCUCAGAAAGUUGUUGCUGGGAAUUUCCUGUUUAACUCGGGGCUUUGUUCCAGGAGUUCGAAUAUUUUUGUCCUCCAACGGUUAUGAUGCUGUACUGGACGUGCUUGAACGGCUGUGUUCAUUGCCAAAUGCUGCCGACUUGAAUGAAGUUAAACGUGUUCGCGACAAAGGCUCCUUUCUGAUUUAUUGCCUUCUUCAAGAUACUUUACCCGACUUGAUGGAUGAGGCCAAAAGGAAGCACCUCGUGUCCAGACUCAUCGAAAUCACUAUGCGCAUCCCCGAUGUGCAGGAGCAUCUACUGGCCAGUCUCAUUAUGCUGUUUCACAAUGCGCCAUCAGUAGAAACCUCAAUAGACAUAGAGAACAUACCUGGAGUGGUAACCCGGAUCACACAGCCACUGGCUUCGGCUACAUCCCUGAUUGACAAUUUUGUUACUUGGCUCGACUCGCAGCAAGAAAAGACGACGGAUAGUAAUGAACCUGCACACGCCGAGCAACGUUUAUAUAUUGGUGUUUUGAAAGAUAUAUUGGUUAAAUAACAGCGGGUAUAUUCAUGUCUCUCAUUUUUCAC